Messenger RNA from Suncus etruscus (white-toothed pygmy shrew), 1493 nucleotides. RefSeq names its product voltage-dependent anion-selective channel protein 2. The transcript has a single exon. NCBI's taxonomy places the organism in Eukaryota, Metazoa, Chordata, Mammalia, Eulipotyphla, Soricidae. Bases 145 to 1020 code for a protein of 291 amino acids. Gene Ontology annotation, cellular component: mitochondrial outer membrane. The record is from RefSeq and is a predicted model, not a curated record. Gene Ontology annotation, biological process: monoatomic anion transmembrane transport. Gene Ontology annotation, molecular function: voltage-gated monoatomic anion channel activity.
UUCACUUCGCCCUCCAGCCGCAUCCGCUGCAGCUUUAGCGCCCGGAGCAGGAGGAGAGCCGCUUGCAGCUUCGAGCGGCCGCGGCCCCGCUUCAGGAGACCCUCCCGCCAGAUCCUCUCGUCGCCCUCCGCCCGCGGCCUCGCCAUGGCGGCCUACUGCAAACGGCAGAUGUGUGUUCCUCCUUCAUAUUGUGACCUUGGCAAAGCUGCCAGAGACAUUUUCAACAAAGGAUUUGGUUUUGGGUUGGUGAAGUUGGAUGUGAAGACAAAGUCCUGCAGUGGUGUGGAAUUUUCAACAUCUGGCUCAUCUAAUACAGAUACUGGUAAAGUAACUGGGACCUUGGAAACCAAAUACAAGUGGUGUGAGUAUGGCUUGACUUUCACAGAGAAAUGGAACACUGAUAACACUCUGGGGACGGAAAUUGCGAUUGAAGACCAGAUAUGUCAGGGUUUGAAACUGACGUUUGAUACCACCUUUUCACCAAAUACGGGAAAGAAAAGUGGAAAAAUCAAGUCUUCUUAUAAACGGGAGUGUAUAAACCUUGGCUGUGACAUCGACUUUGACUUUGCUGGGCCCGCGAUUCAUGGCUCAGCCGUGUUUGGGUAUGAGGGCUGGCUUGCUGGCUACCAGAUGACCUUUGACAGUGCCAAAUCCAAGCUGACAAGGAAUAACUUUGCAGUGGGCUACAGGACCGGGGACUUCCAGCUACACACCAAUGUCAAUGAUGGGACAGAAUUUGGAGGAUCAAUUUAUCAGAAAGUCUGCGAAGAUCUUGACACCUCGGUAAACCUUGCUUGGACAUCAGGUACCAACUGCACUCGCUUUGGCAUCGCAGCUAAAUACCAGUUGGAUCCCUCUGCUUCCAUUUCCGCAAAAGUCAACAACUCUAGUUUAAUUGGAGUAGGCUACACUCAGACUCUGAGGCCCGGUAUGAAGCUCACACUGUCUGCUCUGGUAGAUGGGAAGAGCAUUAAUGCUGGAGGCCACAAACUCGGGCUUGCCCUGGAGCUGGAGGCUUAAGCCAGCCCAAGAAACCUCUGGGAAAUGAUGUCAGAUUUGGCCUUAAUAUAUUUCCAUUGUGACCAGCAGGCUUCUCUCUCCCCUCUCUCCCACCCCCAAAGAAGGUGAUCAAACAAAGGGUGAUCUAAAUAAGAACUGUAUUUUAAAUAUUUAGACGGCUACUUGUUAGCUGGUUUCUAGUUGAAUUGGUUACCUACCUAGUUACCAGUGCUGCGCCAUGCAGUCACCUAUACAUUAUUUAAAUGUAUUUAACUGUUCAAUGAGCUGCCCACCAAUAAUGAAAUAGACCUUUAUGAAAACUGUGCAAUUGUGUGCAUGUUUGUUUUUAUGUUCCUUUUAACAUUGACUAUUGCCAUUGAAGGAGAUGGAUCAGUGGAUAAUUUAAGAUGAGGCUUUUUUUUCUGUUCAGCCAUUAUUAGUUACUUUUGGUAUCCUUAAUUAUUACAAAUUAUGAAUAAAAUAAGUAUAAUGAA